GCGUCUUGUCGUCAAGGGCUUUACACAGUAAAAGGUUGGCCUCUCCACCAGCUUGACGUCAACAACGCGUUCCUUCACGGCGAUCUUCGGGAAGAAGUUUAUAUGAAGAUGCCUCAUGGUUUUGCUGCAAAGGGUGACAAUCGCGUUCGCCGACUGCAUCGGUCUCUGUAUGGUCUCCGUCAAGCCUCCCAAAAAUGUCUUUCCUUCACGAUCGAUUCAGCAUCAAAGACCUUGGUCCCCUUAAGUACUUUCUGG
Molecule: messenger RNA, 255 nt
Organism: Linum tenue
Lineage: Eukaryota; Viridiplantae; Streptophyta; Magnoliopsida; Malpighiales; Linaceae
Source: the annotation of a GenBank genome assembly